AUGUUUCAGGGAAAUGCCAAGGCGAAGUUUGAUGAAACUCCUGAGGCUCAUGUGAGGUUGGGCAUCGAAAAAGGCCGGUCUGAGCUGAUUGUUCGUGGUACUUUGGCUUUACCACACUCUGUUAAAAAGGAUGUGAGAGUGGCUUUCUUUGCCGAGGGCUCGGAUGCAGAGGAUGCAAAGGCUGCAGGAGCUGAUGUCGUUGGUGGUCUUGAGCUUAUUGAGGAAAUCUUGAAAAGCGGUAAGAUCGACUUUGACAGAUGUCUUGCAACUCCGAAAAUGAUGCCCCGUGUUUACAAGAUAUCAAGGAUUCUUAACAAUCAUGGUUUGAUGCCUAACCCCAAACAAGGGAGUGUGACCAAGGAUGUCAUGAAAGCAGUGAAAGACGCAAAAGCUGGACAUACCAAAUUCAGAAUGGAUAAAACUUCUAUUCUCCAUGUGCCACUUGGAAAGAUGAGUUUUCCUGAGGAUGCAUUGCGAGAGAAUGUUGGUGCAUUUAUGAACGCUCUUUUGCUGGCUAAGCCUGCCGGAUUGAAAAAGACUUCAAAAUAUGCUGGUUACGUGAAUGCAUUCCACUUAUGCAAUGGGAAAGGGUUAUCCAGUAUCAAUACAGUCGUUAUCUAGAGCAGCGGAUCACUAUACCAAAUUGUAGCUCAGGUGAUUGAGCAGUAGUAGACUCAAAAAAUUUAAAAAGCUUGUUGGAAAGUUUUAUGAAGUGCUCCAGAUGGUGAAAAUCUUUAAAAC
This is a messenger RNA of Eruca vesicaria subsp. sativa (arugula), 741 nucleotides long. The record is from the annotation of a GenBank genome assembly. Lineage: Eukaryota; Viridiplantae; Streptophyta; Magnoliopsida; Brassicales; Brassicaceae.